Messenger RNA from Ichthyophthirius multifiliis, 1200 nucleotides. RefSeq lists its product as hypothetical. The record is from RefSeq and is a predicted model, not a curated record. Gene Ontology annotation, cellular component: recycling endosome. Gene Ontology annotation, molecular function: guanyl-nucleotide exchange factor activity. NCBI's taxonomy places the organism in Eukaryota, Ciliophora, Oligohymenophorea, Hymenostomatida. The transcript has 2 exons.
AUGUAAUUUUUCGAUAAAAUUUAUGAAGUAAGCCUAUUUUUUGUUAUAUAUAUAUUAAAAAAAAUAAAGGUAUUAAUUUCUAAAAAAAUAUUUAAAAAUAAUAUCAGAUAAAAAAAUACAAGUAAAACAUUAUAAAAUGAACUUAAUUUUCAGAAAAAAGAUAGUAUAAACGAAUAAAAAGGAGUUAUUUAUUCAUUAAAAAAUAUAAUAAGGAUUUCGAAUUCUAUUUAAUAAUUAGAAAUUACAAAUCUACCCACUUUACAAAUAAAAAAAAGGCGAUCUUCAUCUUUAGAUACUGCCAAUUAAUAGUAAGAAUAAGAAAAAUCAACUUCUUUAUCUGAAAUUCUUAGACAAAAUGAUAAUUAAUAAGAAGGUUUAUUUCAAGAAAUAAACCUAUAUAUGCAUUUAAUACCAAACAAAAUAUAAAUAAUAUGGUAAAUAUGGGAAAUUAUUUUAACUAAUUAACCAUUUUUAUGUAUAACUAAAAAUCCGAAUGAAUGUUCUGAAUUAAUACUAGGUUUUAUAUCAUUAAUUUCACCAUUAGAAUUUUUGGGAGAUUAUAGACCUUAUUUUACUAUAUAUGAUCCUGAUUAUAAGAAAAUAUUUUAAGAAUAUAAUCAGAAUAUGUUUAAAAAUUAUGUUUUGGGUACUUGUAAUCCUUUGUUUUUAUAGAUUUUUAAGAAUUAUCCUAUUAUAGUCAAUUUAUGUGGAAAUAUUAAUAAUAAUAAUAAUUAAAAUAUUUUAAACAAUUAAAAUGACAAAAAUAAUAACAAGUUUAUAUUUUAUAAAUAAAAUAAUAUGAAAAGUCAUAUUAUUCCAGAUUUAAAAGCCUUAUAAAAGCUACUUUUAACUUCGAAUUCAUAAGAAUGUAUAGCUAUUAAUAAUACUUUAUUAAGAAAACAUUUUAGAUAAAUAACAUUAAAUUUUUUAGAGCCAUUUAAUGACUAUUUUAAUUCAUAAUAAUAAAAUGUAAAAACAAAACCAAAAAAAAAAAAAACUAUAUUAAUAAAAUAUAAUAAUGUUUAGGAAAUAAUAUAUUUCGAAGAAAAAUCAUUUGAUAGUUUUUUAAGAAAAUAAAAAUAAAUAAAGAUUAGUUACUUAUAUAAAGAAAAAGCUCAUAUUUUUGAAUUAUAUAACCGUUUUUUACGCUCGACAAAUUUCGUUUAAUUUUUAAGAAAUCGUUAAAUUCUAUAUAAAUGA